This is a messenger RNA of Pseudocercospora fijiensis CIRAD86, 1488 nucleotides long. RefSeq lists its product as uncharacterized. Gene Ontology annotation, molecular function: protein binding. The record is from RefSeq and is a predicted model, not a curated record. The coding region runs from base 1 to 1488 and encodes 495 amino acids. NCBI's taxonomy places the organism in Eukaryota, Fungi, Ascomycota, Dothideomycetes, Mycosphaerellales, Mycosphaerellaceae. The transcript is spliced from 3 exons.
AUGACCAGUUCGCCACUGCUGCUCCUGCCAGAGGAGCUGGUCGCAACCAUCUCUGAAUUGGUGCCGACCGAGAGUCUCCUUGACUUCGCACUCACUUGCAAGGAACUACGACGUGUCUCGGACAGUCGUCUUCGUCAACACCAAGGCUUUGCUCGUGAGUACACUGUUCAGCACGACAGGCUGCCUCUCCAUGUGCCAAAGCUUCUUGCCCUGGCAUUGGAAACCCCCGAACCUCUAUGGCAUCUUCGCGCAUUCGAGUCAUGGGGGCUUAGGCCUGGCUGGGCAAAGUACAGAUCUUGGUUCCACAGGGAAUGGGCAGAGGAGAGGGAGCUUGAAGACGCAGACUGGCUGGACGAGGACUUGAGCUACCCAGACAUGUCCGAAGCAUUCUUCUCACCGGAGCAGUACGAAGCUUUCCGGACCACCUUGUGCAACACCUUGAACUUGGACGAUGAACGCGUGGAGUUCUGGAUGGAGAAAAUCAGGGAGGGGUGGGACGAGCCACUCAAAGGCAUGCUAUAUGACUCCUGGCAAGGAGACGACUUUCAUGACGACCACCCGCUGAAGUUCCUUUGCGAGGCCAUCGAUGCAGUCCACAAGCUGAAUGUCAGCUCCAAACUCGCUUGGCCACCGGGCUUCCAAUCCUUGCGCAUGGUGUCCAUAGCGCCGCUGUUCAGAUUGCCAAACAUAAAAGUGCUCAAUUUGAAUCUACUCGGCUACACGGACGAUGCCAAUGGUGAAUUCGACCUGCCACCAAGGAGCUCUAGCGUGGAGGAAUUGGCCUUUUCCUGCUGCAGUAUUACACUUCAAGCCAUGGUAAAGUUCUUGAUGGCACCUGUCAGACUAAGAAAAUUCCUGUCUGCGGCUUCAAGUAUUGGCGGUGACAACGAUGCAGAGAUCUUCCGCGUUCUUCAGAAACGACAGGGCGAGUACCUGGAAGAGCUGUCAGUGUCGAUGCGCACCAAUAGCUACCCUCCUCAGAGCAUCGGAAAGUUCUCCGAGCUGUUCCCCCGACUAAAAGUGCUUGAGCAGGUCAAAACAUGCGCACUGAUGCCGCCCACUGUGGCAUCCGAAAGUGACAGUCGGCUCGCCCAGAUACUGCCUUCUUCAUUGGAGAGACUGCAAUUGCUGUUCACGUCAGCUAUCGGCGUAGACGCGCCGGCCGAGAAAGGGCGAAUCCUCCGAGCUGUUGCGGAUGUGGUAGAGAACGAUGGGUUUCGCAAUUUGAAGGAAGUCUGUCUGUACCAUCUCUCGAGACAAUGGAGAGAUGAAGGCAAAAGAGUGGAGGACUUGGAGGCCAUCAAUGAGGAUGAUUGGGAUGCCGAAGCGGUGAAUCGGAUUUUGGCGCAGGGCGUCGAAACGCACCUCAUAGACCGAAACGGCAAGCUCAUGUCCAGCAGUGAACAUUUCGGUAUGCAUCGCGAUGGUAACUCGGGACUGGUCGAGACGGAAAGCGAUCCACGUCCGCCAGGCGAAAGAGACUGGUGA